UUACUGAUGCGGUCGGGCGCCAAUUCUCUGGGUUAGUGGGCCCGACCCCCCCGCACUCUCCUGGAGCGCUGAGGGUAAGUGCCUCGCCCGGAGUCACAUUUCAAGUGGAAGGGAGAGCCCUGUUUCGGAUCCUUGGUGUCGAAUUCCACUUGACUGCACACAAACCGCUGCGUUCUCGUCCGGCUCCCCCUUGGUCUCACGGUGGCUGCCACGGAGCUUUCCGCUCUGGGUUUUCUCAAGGCGCAUUGUGUCAGGAAGGACGAUUUGGAAGCUGAGCACCGCCUCUGGAAGUCGGAGAGUGAGGGGCGGUGAGGACAAACGUCACGUGUGUUUCUCUCCUCAUUGGAUGACUGCUGUGUCAGUCAUACUCUGCUCUGCUCCGGUUGGCGGGAAGGCUCUAGGCGGGUAGCGUGGCCGCGGUGCUGCCCCCUCCCGAGCCGCGAUCCAAGCGCGCGCGUGACGUCUCAGGUAUUUGUUGUUGGGGUUUGGGCCUUAUUAGUUAUUCAUUAGGUACUUGAAAGGGCUGCAGCGAUUGGUGGCUGAGAGGUCGGGUCGAUUGUUUCUUAGCCAGAGAUACAUGUCAACCUCAACGCGGUUGGAGAAGCUUCGCAUAAAUUAUUCCGAUAAGGUGUGGGGCGGGGCCACACAUAUAUUAUGCAAAUAAGGCGGGAGGGAGGGGCGGCCGGCUACGAAUUAGCCUAAGUUAUUAAAGAUGGCGGCGGAGCGGAGUCGCUCCCCGAUGGACUCGCCGGUCCCGGCCUCGAUGUUCGCCCCCGAGCCCAGCUCCCCGGGGGCGGCCCGGGCCGCGGCGGCCGCCGCCCGGCUACACGGCGGCUUCGACUCGGACUGCAGCGAGGACGGCGAAGCGCUCAACGGCGAGCCGGAGCUGGACCUCACCAGUAAGCUGGUUCUAGUGAGCCCUACAUCAGAGCAGUAUGACAGCCUCCUUCGGCAGAUGUGGGAGAGGAUGGACGAGGGAUGCGGAGAGACCAUAUAUGUCAUUGGGCAGGGAUCAGAUGGGACUGAGUACGGGCUGAGUGAAGCUGACAUGGAGGCCUCCUAUGCCACAGUGAAGAGCAUGGCUGAACAGAUUGAGGCCGAUGUCAUCCUCCUGCGGGAACGUCAAGAAGCUGGGGGCCGUGUGCGUGAUUACCUGGUCCGGAAACGAGUAGGAGACAAUGACUUCCUGGAGGUCAGGGUAGCAGUAGUGGGCAACGUGGAUGCCGGCAAAAGCACGCUUCUGGGGGUCCUGACACACGGGGAGCUGGACAAUGGCCGAGGCUUUGCCCGCCAGAAACUCUUCCGCCACAAGCAUGAAAUUGAAUCUGGUCGCACCAGCAGUGUGGGCAACGACAUUCUGGGCUUUGACAGCGAAGGCAAUGUGGUGAACAAGCCAGACAGCCACGGUGGCAGCCUGGAGUGGACAAAGAUUUGUGAGAAAUCCACUAAGGUGAUUACUUUCAUCGACUUGGCUGGCCAUGAGAAGUAUCUGAAGACCACUGUCUUUGGCAUGACGGGCCAUUUGCCCGACUUCUGCAUGCUCAUGGUGGGCAGCAAUGCUGGCAUUGUGGGGAUGACUAAGGAGCACCUGGGCUUGGCGUUGGCACUCAAUGUGCCUGUCUUUGUGGUGGUCACCAAGAUUGACAUGUGUCCUGCCAACAUCCUGCAAGAAACCCUGAAGCUGUUACAGCGCCUGCUGAAGUCACCAGGCUGCCGGAAGAUCCCUGUGCUGGUGCAGAGCAAGGACGAUGUGAUUGUCACGGCCUCCAACUUCAGUUCUGAGAGGAUGUGCCCGAUAUUCCAGAUCUCCAACGUUACAGGCGAGAACCUAGAUCUGCUGAAGAUGUUCCUCAACCUCCUCUCUCCCCGCACCAGCUACCGGGAGGAAGAGCCUGCUGAGUUUCAGAUUGAUGACACCUACUCUGUCCCGGGUGUGGGGACAGUGGUGUCGGGCACAACACUGAGGGGCCUGAUCAAGCUGAAUGACACGCUGCUGCUGGGCCCAGACCCCCUGGGUAACUUCCUGUCCAUUGCUGUAAAGUCGAUCCAUCGCAAGCGAAUGCCUGUCAAGGAGGUGCGGGGCGGGCAGACGGCCUCCUUCGCGCUAAAGAAGAUCAAGCGCUCGUCCAUCCGGAAGGGCAUGGUGAUGGUUUCCCCACGCUUGAAUCCCCAAGCAUCCUGGGAGUUUGAGGCCGAGAUCCUCGUCCUCCACCACCCCACCACUAUUAGCCCACGCUACCAGGCCAUGGUGCACUGUGGCAGCAUCAGGCAGACAGCCACCAUUCUGAGCAUGGACAAGGACUGUCUGCGCACUGGGGACAAGGCCACCGUGCACUUCCGCUUCAUCAAGACCCCUGAGUACCUGCACAUAGACCAGCGGCUGGUGUUCCGGGAAGGCCGCACCAAGGCUGUGGGCACCAUCACCAAGCUUCUCCAGACCACCAACAACUCCCCAGUGAACUCCAAGCCCCAGCAGAUUAAGAUGCAAUCGACAAAAAAGGGCCCCCUGACCAAACGAGAAGAUGGGGGCUCGGCUGGAGGGCCAGCAGUAGGGGCACCUCCGCCUGGAGACGAAGCCUGCUCUCUAGGAGCUGCACAGCCAGCUACGUCCAGCAGUCUCCAGCCACAGCCCAAGCCCAGCAGUGGCGGCCGGCGACGGGGGGGCCAGCGUCAUAAGGUGAAGUCCCAGGGGGCCUGCGUGACCCCUGGCAGCGGCUGCUGAAUCUACCCCAGGCCCACCCUGUCCACCCAAAGGAUCCUCGUGCUCUGGCCACUGCUCCACCAGAUGGGCCAGAGCAGCUCUGACCACCACUCACCCUCCCCCAGGCCACAGCCGGAGCCUCAUCAUUCCCUCACCCCCGUUUUCCAGGGGGGUUGUAAUUUAUAAGCUGAGGAAGGUGGCCAGAUUUCUGGAGGACUGACCAUCUCCCACCCUCUUCCCUGCCUUCUUCCUCACCCCUGUUUUUUGUACAUCUGGGCCCUUAGUUUUUAUUCUUUUUAUUAUAUAUCUAUCUCUCUACCGUGUGUGUGCAUGUGUGCGCGUGCGUGUGCGUGUGUGUUGCAGGAGUGCGGCUGGUCAGGGUCCUGGCAGUCUCUUUUCCUCUUCCCUGGCCGCCUGCCCGUUCAUCCGCGUGUCUCUGCAAGAACCUUCAGGGGCUGUCAGGAGCUGAAGGCGCCCUCCUUCCCUGGGUUCUCUCCUCUGUGCCCGGAGCUCCUCCAUGGAGCCAGACCCCGGCCUGAGGGGCUUCUGGGUGUAAGUGUCUGCUGCUGCCAGAGCAGGGAGCCCUCCGGCGAUGUGGGGACUUUAACAGGUGGAGAGUGGUGGCUUCCUCUUUUCUCUGUCUCCCUCUUUUUCUCCUUAAACCCCAGAACAGGUAAUGCCAAAAGCUCUUAAGUUGUAACCUGUAGAUGUGUGGAGGGGAGAGGCGAUUGGAUUGUAGGACCCUCCCCGCCCCUAACUCUGACCCUUGCCACUGACCCAAAGAUGGAUGGUGGCUUUGCUUUCCCCUUGGAGACAAUCCUGUGCUUGCCUGGCUGGCCAGGGUGAUGGCUGCUGUGCCGAUCUGCCGGGCUGGAGGCUCUCUCCUUGCCCAGGAGCCACCUCCUGCUUGGACUUUGACUCUGAAUCUUGUUGGGCCUCGGCGCUUAGCCUGCUCAGGUUGUGCUCACUAGCGCCUCCCAUUGGUUGGGGUACGGGGUGUUCCUCUGAGCCAGGCCAGGCACCCCUCCUUCCCCACCACACCCCUGCCACGUCGCCCCAACAUGGCUGCUACAGGAGCACAACAGUGAAGGGCCUGAGCCCCAGGUUUGGACACCCCGAUUGGGGUGUGGGGAGGCAGGCAGGGCAGAGUGAAAAAGACUCUUCCAGGCCCAGCACAGAGCAGUCAGAUCUCUGGAAUAAUCACUGCCUGGGUGGCGGUGGGUUUCCCAGGCCAGAGAUGGCAGUGGGGCUCUGAGCCAGCCUUGUCCGAGCUGUGGACUGAAGCCCCAGUUUAGGGUGAACUGAUGGGCGGAGACGUGUUCCUUCUCUCGCCGGGCAGUCACCCAGCUAGCUGGGUCCCUCCCCAGCCUUGCCGCCCCCUUCCCUGUUCCUCCUGCUUCCAGGCUGCUGGUUCCUCUCCAACCCUCCUUCCAGUUACUUCUAGUUACCACUAACCUGUGGCCAUGGACUGACCAGACCAGCACACAAAAUAAAAGUUUGUUUGAAGUUGACAGUGUCACGUUCCCUGCCCAGCCCCUCCAGGUGGAGGUGCUGCCACGGGGAACACUCACUCUGCCUGCCCCAGAGCCCCGGGCUGCAGAGCAGGGCAGGGCUGGGAGGAGCCCAGCUUCUCCUGUCAGGCAGACGUGGCUUGAAAACCCAGGCUCCUCCACCAGCGUUGACACAGGACAAGUUGCCAACCUUCUCUGAACUGUUUCCUCAUCUACAGCAAGAGGUGAAUGCUUACGUCAGGGUUGUUGUGAGGAUUCAGUGAGCGAGUGUCUCUGAGGCCCUGACGUGGUGCCCAGCAUGUGGGAGGUGCCAGUGGACGGUCAGCACACUGCUUACCACUCACACUUGCUCCCAGGUCUGUAGUAGAGGCCACAAGCUGGGGGACAGGCUGGAAAGGAGAAAUGUGGCAUUGACACCUCUCUGCUGUGUGGCUGGGGCUGAGCCAGGUGUCUCACUCACUUCAUGUACUUUGACAUUCGCAGCUGCCAUCUGCGAGGGAGGUGGUGUUAGUCCCGUUAGUUAAGGAAACAAGCUCAGAGGAGCAGUGCCGCCAGCAGGCGUGUUCGUUCUCGCACCAGCCAUUCCCGGUCAGCCACUCCAGCAUGUCCUUUGGCCCCUGCCUGUUUCCCGGUUGCUUUUUGACUCUGGUUCUGCUUCCAGGGGCUCCAGUGUUGAGCAGCUCCCUGCUGUCUGUCCCCUUGGCGGUGCUUUGGAAUUUGUCUUUCCACAGGACUUGGCCAUGGUGGAACCUCAGAGCAUUUUGUUUGAAUUCUUUUGCCCCUGUGAGCGUAACCACUUUCCCUACAUUUGGAAGCUGCGGCCUCCACUCUGGCCUCUGCCUCAGACACUCAGGAGGUCGGUCUGGAUCUCUGUGGUCACCACACCUACUAGCAGGGGCUGACUGAGUAUAGCAUUUUACUGUUGUUAACAGGGACUACGAAGGUCCCCUGUGGGUCUCAGCUCCACCAACUAUCCAUUUGGAACAAACACCAGCCCUUUUAUAGUUGAUGAAGAAUAAAGUUGUUAAUCCGA
Equus caballus (horse) is the source of this 5245-nucleotide messenger RNA. It is a transcript of the gene GTPBP1, whose product is annotated as GTP binding protein 1. NCBI's taxonomy places the organism in Eukaryota, Metazoa, Chordata, Mammalia, Perissodactyla, Equidae. Gene Ontology annotation, molecular function: GTPase activity; GTP binding; translation elongation factor activity. The record is from RefSeq and is a predicted model, not a curated record. Gene Ontology annotation, biological process: translational elongation.